Episyrphus balteatus (marmalade hoverfly) is the source of this 1043-nucleotide messenger RNA. It is a transcript of the gene E(spl)m3-HLH, whose product is annotated as enhancer of split m3 protein. Bases 208 to 762 code for a protein of 184 amino acids. Gene Ontology annotation, molecular function: RNA polymerase II cis-regulatory region sequence-specific DNA binding; DNA-binding transcription factor activity, RNA polymerase II-specific; protein dimerization activity. Lineage: Eukaryota; Metazoa; Arthropoda; Insecta; Diptera; Syrphidae. Gene Ontology annotation, biological process: regulation of transcription by RNA polymerase II; anterior/posterior pattern specification; regulation of neurogenesis. Gene Ontology annotation, cellular component: nucleus. The record is from RefSeq and is a predicted model, not a curated record. The transcript has a single exon.
UUCUUGAUAAAAGGAGGAUGACAAACGUGUUUAUGGCUCAUUCGAAAUUCAGAAGCGGUCGUGUACGUACACAACCAUAACGGAUAUUGUUGGAUACCUGGCUACCGAACACAGGCAAUCGGAAUAUACCGAAUUUGGAUACAAUACUCGAUCUUAUUAAUUUAACUUUGGAUAACCGCACCAAUCAGAUACUACUUUAUACAAAAAAUGGUCAUGGAGAUGUCAAAGACAUAUCAAUACCGCAAGGUUAUGAAGCCACUACUUGAACGAAAACGUCGCGCCCGUAUCAACAAAUGUCUGGAUGAUCUCAAGGAUUUAAUGGUUGAGUGCCUUACCGAAGAGGGUGAACAUGUAACAAGGCUUGAAAAGGCUGAUAUCUUGGAACUUACAGUUGAACACAUGCGUAAACUUAAACAACGCGGUGCGCUGACACUAACAAAAUCACAAACCAGCUAUCAUCAAUUGGAAUCGUUUCGAUCGGGUUAUGUGCAUGCGGCAGAACAGAUCUCUCAAGUAUUAGCCGCAACACCGGGAAUGAAUUUGGAUGUGGGGUCGAAAGUGAUGAGAUUUUUGGCUGAUCAAUUGAUACAAUUGCAGACUUUACAACGUGAUCCAUUUCACUUGCCACUGAUAAUGACAGAAACGGUGCCAAAUAUUGGUAGAGAUGAAGAAAUGGAUGUGAUGGUUGAUGUUAUUAAAGUUGAAUCACCAUCAUCAUCAUCAUCAUCAUCGGAAGGUGCAGAUGUUUGGAGGCCUUGGUGACGGAUGGUAGACUCAGAUUUAAUCCUGUAAAAUUAUAAGAAAAAGACUGGCGCAUUUUGUGUGUGAGUUAACUUAUUUACAAAAACAGUUUCGAAACACAAUGGAUUAAUUGUCUUCCAGUUUUUAAUAAUGCUUAAAAUGAAUCACCAACUUGAAUUUUUUUUUUUUUUUGUUUUGUUGUUCUCUAAAACACUGUGAUAUAUAAAAAUGUACAAUAGAUUUUAAGACAGUAAUGUUAAGCAAAACCGGUUGAAAGCUUUAAAAUCGAAUUAAAUAAAAAU